AUGUCUACGCAUUCUACAGCAUGUCUACGCAUUCUACAGCAUUGCAACUGCAACAACUUCAGCAACGAGGCCGCGCAGUUCCUCGCCGGCGCCGCGGUCCCGAGCUACUUCCUCGAGCUGCCGAACGAAGUGAUUAAGAUUAACAGCCCGGUCGGCGCGCUUCUAUUGCCGAUGAUCCAGGGGGUGGAGACGAGCUUGCGAGCAGGGGCUGUACCGCAGCCGCCUCAGUUGAGACCUGCUCCUGCCGCUGCCACCGCGACGCGGCCGUCGUCGGACGAAGUCACGGCGAGGUCGACCGAUGCCGAUGAACCGGAGGUUGACAAAACUGCGGGCAAUGGCAAUGGCAAUGGCAGCACGGUUCCACCCGCGGCGCCGCCUGCUGCAGCACCGGCAGCCGCUCACGUGAGCGCGGCGCCAGCGGCGGUGGCGUCUCCGGACCCCCUCGUGGAGGCGAAGAGCCGGGUGCAGGAGAUAAGGCGGGAGUUCGCGGCCAUCAUGGCGACCGGCGCGGCGCGGGCCGGUGAGGCGGCCGCCCUGGCCACGCGGAGGGUCAUGGAGCGGCACGGCCUGCGGCCCGCCGCCGUUGCCAUGCAGCGAGGGUAG
Messenger RNA from Phragmites australis (common reed), 603 nucleotides. RefSeq lists its product as uncharacterized. The transcript is spliced from 2 exons. Lineage: Eukaryota; Viridiplantae; Streptophyta; Magnoliopsida; Poales; Poaceae. Gene Ontology annotation, molecular function: peptidase activity. The coding region runs from base 1 to 603 and encodes 200 amino acids. The record is from RefSeq and is a predicted model, not a curated record.